Lobosporangium transversale is the source of this 1209-nucleotide messenger RNA. RefSeq lists its product as hypothetical. The record is from RefSeq and is a predicted model, not a curated record. Lineage: Eukaryota; Fungi; Mortierellomycota; Mortierellomycetes; Mortierellales; Mortierellaceae. The transcript has 2 exons. The coding region runs from base 314 to 1093 and encodes 259 amino acids.
ACAACAACAGCAAUUCCAGCAACAUAUGCAACAACAGCAGCAACGAGCCUCAGCGAUUCAAGCAACGGGAAGAAUACCCAAUGGCAGACAUGGAUCGUUUGAGAUGGGUACAUCUACUAUAUGAGCUGUAGCAAAAGAAUUGGAUAUUGACAAUCUCUGUGUUUGUUUGAAUGGAUUGGGCAAGAAAGUUUUUUUUUCUUUGUUCUAGUUAUUGGCAUAAGCUUCAUUUUUUUUAUUCAUUUGUAAAUCUGCAUUCCAUUGCCAUUGGACUUUAGGGCAACCAAACCAAGGGUGGGGAUACGGAUCGGGACCAAUGCCCGGAAUGAAUCAAACGCGGCCUCCUCUUUCUGGUUUCCCAAAUGUCAUGCAAUCAUCCUUGUUGCAACAGCAGCAGCAACAACACCAAAAUCCGACAUCGCAACAGUUGCACCAACACCCUACACAUCAGCAUGAGAUCCUUGAUAUGUCGGAUUUUCCUGCUCUUGGGAGCGUCAAUAGCGCAUCCUCUAAUCCUGGUCUAUCAUCUGCUAGUUACGCUAGUACGGCAGGAACACUGGUGAAUGCAAAUUCAUCUACUGCAGGCAAUGGGUUGUCACAGGAGUUUAGCAUAGAGGAUGAUUUCCCAGCAUUGCCAGGUGCAAGACCCAACUCUGCUGGCUCUGGUCGUCAUUUCGGUUCGAUGCAACUACACCAACAGCAACAGAGUUCGUCUCGGAACCAACAAACUUUGCAGCAUCAUCCUUCGCAGCAACAAGCGCAGCAUAUGCUUCAACAGUCGCAACUUGAUGGCUUGGGGGCAUUUUCAUCUCUGAUAAGCCCUUCAUCAGGGCCACAGAUGCAGCAGUCCAUGCAGCUUCAACAACAACUGGCUAAUGACAUUAUGUUUCAACAGCAGCAAUCAUUGGCGCAACAGCAGAUUUUGCAUCUAAAUGGUUCUCAUUCUCCACUCAGUGUCCACCUCUCAAGUUCAUCCAAUGAUCUUGGAAAGUCGACAAAGGUAGCCACGACCUCACAACUGCGGACUUGGCUCAAUACCUCAUGUCUUAGCUAUCCUUUACAAGGUUGCUCAUAUCAGCUUUUCACCCUGCCUUAGAGUUAUGCAACAAAAGCCGGAAAUGGAUCAGGGCUAUUCCUGACAGCAAGUAGUCCCAUGUCAUCGACGUCAGCGCUCUCUUCUUCUGCUACAUCAAAAGCUGGUAGCAACGUGCC